UAAAUAAGUAAGUAAAUAAGUAACUAAGUAAGUAAAUAAAUAAGUAAAUAAUUAAGGCAGUAAAUCAAUAAAUAAGUAAGUAAGUGAGUAAAUAAAUAAGUAAACAAACACAUCGUAAUUUAUUUAUAUGUGCAUUGGAAUAUAUUUGUGAAUCGUUCUUCGUGCAUUUGUGAGUCUAAUUUAUUUGUAAAUCCUUCUGUGUGCAUUUGUAAUUCGAAUAUAUUUGUGAAUUGUUCUGUGUGCAUUUGUGAAUCUUUGCGUUUGCAUUUGUGAGUCUCUCUGUGUGCAUUUGCAAUUAUUGGGACUGAUCUGACCCCACAUUACACUGUGUGUACCUGUGUGUGUACAUGUGUGUGUGUGUUUUGGAAUCAUUUGAGUCGAGGCGUUGUGUAACGAAGCGAUUUCCAUGCAGCAGGCUGGUUAAACUUUUACCCGCCUGGUUAAUUAGUCAUUCUUUCAUUGGUGUUAGGAACACACCAUGAUGCAGCUUUCUUUCCCACACAUGUACACACAGUCACCGGACCAACAACAUCAGGCCGGCAGACAUGGCAGAGACGCAAACACUCCUCGUCCUGUUGCUCGUGCUCCUGGAGAAACGGCUGCUGACGCAUUCAAAAGUCCUAUUACCAGAUGCCAACGUCACCUGCAUCAUCCCCGACGACUGCAUCCUGCCCUGCAGCUUCAGGCCCACGGGCACCGUGGUGAUCCACUGGUACAAGCAGCAGAUCCCCGUUCACAGCUACUACUACAACAAGGAUCAAUUUGGACUGCAGAACAAACACUUCAGUGGAAGGACCUGCUUGUUCAACCUGCACAUCCCCCACGGCAACGCCUCGCUGCUCCUCAGGAGGGUCAAGGUUCAAGAUAAGGGCCGCUACAAGUGUUACACCAGCACGCGGAAGGGCAGCCAGGAGAUCUUUAUCAACCUGGAGGUCAAAGCUCUCAUCCAGUCGGUCGUCAUGGAGAUGACUGACGAGCUGGUCACCUGCUCCUCUCACAGCAUCUACCCCGCCCCUCAGGUGACGUGGGCCACGGACCCCCCCUCGGCCCGGGAAGCUCUCGACAACGCAACCCUCAAAACCACGGACCACAAGGGUCUGCUCGCCUUGGAAAGCACGCUGAGGAUUCUGGGUAAUCUCUCCAGCUACACCUACUUCUGCUCUUUCACGGCGGCCGACAAGACCCAGGUGUGGACCGCGUCGCGGAAAAACCAAGAGGUCAUGACCCAGGAGGAGGGUCACGCCCUGUCCAUCCCCUGCAUCGCUCCGCACAGCCUCCAGAACUUCUCCCUCACCUGGACCUUCGCCGUGUCCUCUGAGCCCGCAGUCAUCUUGAGAUAUGAAACCAAAACCAGACUCACCUUUAACCUGUGGGAGGGCCUGGCGGAACUGGACCAGGACUCGCUUCUUCUGGGCAACGGGUCUCUCCUGCUUCACAAGCCGGGCAUCGAGGAGCAGUCCGGGACGUACACGUGCACCCUGUCGGGCCUACAGAGCAGACACGUGGUUCAGACCAGAGUCAACAUCACCGUUGCGUCAAUGAGUGUGGGCGAGCAGAGCGUGCAGAGGUCGUGGUGGAGCACGGCGGCUUCUGCAGCUUUCUUCUUGUUCACCGUCACCGUCGCUCUCCCUCGAUGUGUCCGGAUGAGAGCGAUGGAGGCCAGAAGCGCCUCUCACAGAUUGAACGCAGCCGGUUUCGCUGUAGUCGGCCUUCACAAACAUCUAAACGCCACGGCGUCGUACGUGAUCGGACGCCGUGGGGUCGAGUGCAGCGGGCCGCAGCUCCGGUGGGAAGUGGCGGCGGGCGGCUCGCCGGACGACUCCACCGAGGCUUCCACGAUAGAGCGAGGAGGAAAUCCAGGAGGACCACCCGGGGAGAGAAACGAUGGGCUGCUCUCCAGUAGUUCGGAGAGGGAUGGGCUCGGAAACAUGGACCCCGGGGAUCAUAUGUCAUGAAACUUCAACACAAUAAAAGCAUCUGGCCAUAAAUGAACAACAGGCUCUGUAACACACAGACCCAUCCAGAUCAAAGCAAUUCUCAAAACGUAUACAGAGUAUGUGCAUCUCUUCCCCAUCUCCUGGUACACUGGGAAAAACUGUUCCACGGAAGUGUGUUUUUUUUCCUGCAUAUAAAAUAAAAAUAAAACUU
Molecule: messenger RNA, 2148 nt
Organism: Pseudoliparis swirei
Lineage: Eukaryota; Metazoa; Chordata; Actinopteri; Perciformes; Liparidae
Gene: hhla2a.1
Product: HERV-H LTR-associating 2a, tandem duplicate 1
Exons: 6
Coding region: 546-1955 (469 amino acids)
Biological process (GO): cellular response to lipopolysaccharide; immune response; cell surface receptor signaling pathway
Cellular component (GO): external side of plasma membrane
Source: RefSeq, a predicted model, not a curated record